AUGCCGCCGCUCGUUUCUGGCAGCAUUGCUGCUGACAGCUCUGGUCCACUCUCAGUCUUCUCUCUGGUUGUGUGAGCGCUCGUCGCUAUUGAAGUAUUCUAUCAGAUCUUUUAGAGCCAACAAAUCAACAUCAAGUGUUGACAAGCAUUUACAACAGUUAUGCAAUUGUUGUGUUUUCUGAACGCACCCAUUGGCUAGUGUUGGGAUCGAAUGCUGCGAAUAGAAAAUAAGGGCGACAAUUUAAAUUUUCUGUUGCGUCUACGACAGUCUACGAAGAAUACGUGACAUUAAUUUCAGCAAAUUUGACGGGAGAAAACCUCUUCACGUUGAUUAAAAAUUAUUUGAACAAUAUGAUUAUUGGCACCGGGGAAAUGCCGGAGGCUACUUCUGUCUUUUGGAGGCAAGGCAGAAUAAAGACAUUUGAUAAUUGGCCCUUCAAGGAAUCUGACAAGUGCAAUGUCAAGAGCAUGGCUGCUGCUGGGUUUUAUUCUAUUGGAAAUAAUGAUGAACCAGACUUGGUCGAAUGUUUCAUUUGUGGCAAGCAGCUUGACGGUUGGGAGCGAGAGGAUGAUCCAUGGAGUGAACAUGUAAAGCAUAAAUCGGAUUGCCCAUUUGUAAAAUUAAAUAAACAAAAUGAAUCAGAAUGGACAGUGAAUGAACUAUAUAAUUUGUACAAAAAGCACAAAAUCAAAGAAUAUGUACAAGAAUUAAAUAAAAGUAUCAUCACAGUCAAAGAAAAAGCUUCACAAUUAAAGAGUGAGUUGUCUGUGCAUAGACAAUCUCGAAAGUAUAAAAAGAGCACAGAUUAAUGGAUGCUAUUAUUUUCAAAAUUAUAUAAAAAAAUAUCUUGUAUUAAAAAUAUAGUUUUUUAAUUUUGCUAA
Linepithema humile (Argentine ant) is the source of this 881-nucleotide messenger RNA. It is a transcript of the gene Det, whose product is annotated as Deterin. The record is from RefSeq and is a predicted model, not a curated record. NCBI's taxonomy places the organism in Eukaryota, Metazoa, Arthropoda, Insecta, Hymenoptera, Formicidae.